Messenger RNA from Gadus macrocephalus (Pacific cod), 3335 nucleotides. Its product is annotated as NHL repeat-containing protein 3-like. The record is from RefSeq and is a predicted model, not a curated record. Gene Ontology annotation, biological process: protein polyubiquitination; proteasome-mediated ubiquitin-dependent protein catabolic process; negative regulation of translation. The transcript is spliced from 4 exons. Gene Ontology annotation, molecular function: translation repressor activity; ubiquitin protein ligase activity; protein binding. NCBI's taxonomy places the organism in Eukaryota, Metazoa, Chordata, Actinopteri, Gadiformes, Gadidae. Bases 278 to 1339 code for a protein of 353 amino acids.
UUGUUUUCAUUUUCAUUGCAUGUUCCUCUGUACCCAUCUCAAGGAAAUUAUAAUCACAAUUAUUGUGUUUAAACGUGUACAUUAACCAUUAUAUACAGAAUCCCGAGAGCAGCAGCGGGAGGGCUGAAGACCCGGAGAAGGAGGACUUCCUGGUCUGGGACGACAUGAGCUCACAUCACGUAUGCAACGUUGAUUGUUGAGCGGUUUAGGGGUUUAACAAACAUGAGCUUCGUGUGAAUGACACAUCGCCAUCAAGUCAAUUCUGUCACUCUGAGUGAUGAAAAAGAGAAGUCACACCUGCCUCCUCGCGACCACCAUGGCCUCCAUCCUCCUGCUUAUGAUGGUGCUGUACGGCUCCAUCAGCAGCCAUCAGCACCAAGAGAGCACCCCUUUCAGACACGACUACCAGCUACUGGGGAGACCUCUGUUCAAACUGGACAUAUCGUGGCCCAAGUACCCGGAGCUUUUCAGAGGUGCUGUGUUUGCAGUGGCUGUGAACCACUACGGAGAGGUGGUCUAUGUGGCACAGAGAGGUGAUGCUGUACCCAAGGUAUUGGUCUUCACGACCAGUGGAGACUUCCUGAUGGCCUGGAACACCAGUACCUUGGAGAUGCCUCACGGGAUAUUUCUAGCAGACCCGGAGUCAUCUAACCCCACCAUUUGGAUCACAGACGUGGGGAAUGGCCCAUAUGGCCACUGCGUCAAACAGUACUCCCCCUCCGGGAACCUCCUUCAGGUGCUUGGGACCCCGGGCACGGCCGGCUCCAGGCUCAGCCCCCUGCAGUUCGACCAGCCGGCUGAGGUGUUCGUCCACGGCUCCGGGGAGAUCUACCUGGUGGACGGGGACGGCGGGGCCAACAACCGGCUGAUCAAGCUGUCCAAGGACCUGGAGGUGCUGUGGGUCCACGGGGAGCGGGGCCCGGGCCUGGCCCAGUUCUACAUCCCCCACAGCGUCACGGUGGACGGCUACCAGCGGGUCUGGGUGGCCGACCGCGGCAACAAGAGGAUCCAGGUGUUCGACGCGGUCACGGGGGACUGGCUGGCCACCUGGGGCAGCUGCUUCCCCGAGGACGCGCCCUACUCCGUCCGGCUCACCCCCGACAAGAAGUACAUGGUGGUCGUACAGCUCAACGUCAACCGGGUCUCUCUGCUGGAGGCCCCGCCCGUGGGCGUGGUCGGCCAGUGCAAGGUGGUGGGCAUGAUUCGGUUACCAGAUGAUGUCAAGCCCCACCUGGUGGACGUGGACCAGAAGACGGGCGCUCUGUACGUGUCGGAGAUAGGGGCGGGGCAAGCCCAGAAGUAUGUCCCUAUUCACCAGGAUGGGGGCGCCUUCUACUGAGAAGGUACGACCUCACCUCCCCCCUUGGGCUGCUCUCACCAACCCUGGAGAACGGGAGGCUGUGAAUGGGGCAGAGUGACGACUGGCCGCAUUCACAUGCAAACUCCCAGUUGCAUGUUACAGAUAUUGCUUUGUCAAACUCUUCCUCCUCUUCCAGUUUCUUCCACGCUAACAGAGCUCCUCACACGGGUCAAGAGGAGGAAGAGGAACAUGGGAAUGCUUUUUAGUAGCAGGAAGCCCCAGAGCUGACCGGCUGCUGACUGUACCACAUUACUCUGAAUUUCCAGGUCUAGAUUACACCACUUGAUUUAAAAGCUUAAAGGAAAUUGCAUUACUACUGUAAUCCCCCUACCAUUCAUCACGCUUCUUGAAGUGUUUCACCUUUUGUCGACUUCUGUUGUAGAUUUAGCUAAACCCCAUUGUUCAGUGUGCUGCAUACUCGUUCUGGACUGGUACUGGAAUACAGUACUGCACUGCAGUACAAUACUGUGGGGGAGACAAACCUAAUGUAGUCUCACACGUAUAGUUUAAAGGUCCCAUGACGUGCCACCAUUGUGAGUGGGAUUAGCCUUACAAGCCGGUUAGAAUUCUGCCCCUCAUGACAUCACAAGUGGGCGUGUCCUCCCAGAUGUGUGCUGGAUAGAUCAGUCUACCAGCGAUAGAUGAGCAAACUUUGCUCAUUAGUUGUGACGGAUAGAUGAGCAAACUUGCUCAUCUAUCCGUCACACAUCUAGUCGGACACGCCCCCUUGUGAUGUCAUAAGGGGCAGAUUGUCAAAACGGCUUGUAAUGGCUAAUCACACUCACAAAUUGUGGCAUGUCAUCUGACCUUUAACUUGAUCUCAACAACAAAGUAAUUGAAGUAUAAAUAAAACCUCAAGGCAUGAAGUUGGGUAGCUAGUAGUAGAAUGGUUGUUUGAGCUUUAUCAUUUAAAUGCAAAUGUCUUUAUUAUGUUCGGAAAUAUAUUGCUUUUGGUUCAGGGUAUAUUAAUUUUCAUUGUAUUGUGUAUUGAGCAAACGUUUUCUUUCGCAAAAUAAUUUACGUUUCAUGUGGGUUUAUGCACUGAUAUAUUUGUUGGGCUUGUAAAAUGAGUCACUGCUUAAAGGGUUUGUUCAAAAUAGAUUUCCAAGCAUUUCUCCAGAUACUAAACAGGCUAGAUUAGUCCCAGGCUGGAUUAAACUGGGAGAAUGGUCUUUAUUCUUUGGCUCAUCAUUUGAACCAAAGUUAUUGGGAACAAAAGUGAUACAGGCAGAUUCAUGAAGAUUUAAUCAAAUCUGAUGCAGGGAAAUAGUCGAACAAUUACUCUGUUAGAUUCACCUUUUUGGCUAAAUGAGUAUUCUGUCUUUCCAUUGACCAGAUAUUGUAUUAUGUCAAGGACCCUCGUGUGUAGAAACUCUCCUACUCAUAUGCUUGUCUUUAUCAUUAGAAUUAUAAUUAUUAUGAUUAAUAAUAAUAAUAAUUAUUAUUAUUAUAUAGUCAAUAUAAGUUGUAUGUACAGAUUCAACUUCUCAACCUAGAAUGACAGACAAUGUGCAUGCAUGUGAGAACACACUCUGUCUCGUUGUCUAUGCUAGAUAGACAACUAAUAACUACAAUUCAUUUUGGAAACGAUCUGUAAAAGGGAUUCACGAAGGGACAAUGUAAUGGUUUUAAUUGUUUCAAUGACAGAAACAGCAAGUGAAUGAAUGAAGAGAGAAACGUCCUAUAAUAUCCUUGCCAACCUUGUAGAUGCUUUGCCUCAUGGCUCUAAAGAAGAACAUGUUAAUAUGUCAAUGGUCGUAUUCUAACAUAGUAGAAUCGGUAUAUAGCAGUGUGUGGGAUUGCACCCCUCAUACAGUCUAUACCUACAUUGUUUACCUGCUUAUGAAACGGGAUCCUUUCAAUGUGUAUGUCUUUCUCAGGUCAAACCCUGUUCGAUCUCACAACCCCUUUUGUUUAGGAAAAUGUACUGCAGUGUUUCACAACCAAAAUAAAUGUGGCACUUUAGCUCACCUCA